This is a messenger RNA of Tremella mesenterica DSM 1558, 1305 nucleotides long. RefSeq lists its product as uncharacterized. The coding region runs from base 1 to 1305 and encodes 434 amino acids. The transcript is spliced from 5 exons. NCBI's taxonomy places the organism in Eukaryota, Fungi, Basidiomycota, Tremellomycetes, Tremellales, Tremellaceae. The record is from RefSeq and is a predicted model, not a curated record.
AUGCUCUUCGAGAUCUACACUGUCUAUCAGAGAGCAGAUGUACUUACAAAAGCUUUAGGUGGACCAGUACAUUCGGUGAAUAUGUCAGCGAUACGUGUAGAACCACCGAAGAAGAAAAACAUUGGUUCAGUAUACGUGACAUUAGAUGAUGAUGAAAUCAUCGAUUACGAUUAUUCUGAAUUCGAGGACCUAGGAGAUCUGUCAGGUGGUACAGAGAACGAAGUGGUACCAGAGAGAGAAGUAGUAUCAGAAGGAGAAGUGUGGGUGGAAGGAACUUCAGAGAAACCCACCGAAGGUACCACCGAAGGAAAAGUUCUCGUGAGCCAAAAUGUAAAAUUUUCAGGUGUACCUAAGAAUAAACCACCGGUAGAACCUAGGAUCGUUAGAGAGAUGAAAGAGAAGGAACAGAAGAGAAGGGAAGGACGGCUACAUGGUGAGAUGAGAGAGAAAACUAAAUAUUCCCCAUCUCAACAUCACGACCCCUCAUUUCGUCGUCCAAGACGUCCCUUACCUCCCCUUCCCAAGCCUCCAUCUCGUGAAUCAUGUCGAAUAAGGAGGAUGAGGCCCCCUGUCCACCACGAGAGGCCGCCGCCAAGAGAAACCGAGCGUAGGCCAAGGUGGCCAGCAACAUCUGAAGAUAAAAGAUUAUCAUUGGAGAGAAUUCGAGAAAUCAGUCUAGAUAAUGACAGAAUCAAUAAACAGCGUACCUUUUCUCUCCGAUUCCCUCCAGAAACCAACCAGGAGAAACCCACGACGAGACAUAAUGAUGAUUCUUAUAAAAAUAAAAGAUUUCCGACGAGUGGCGAAACUGUGAUAUCUCGUCAGCCAGGACCACGAAGGAAAUUCAUCGAUUCUCGGGAUCCUACUAGCAAACCUGAAGUUUUAAGAAGCAGACAGGAUAAAGGGAAGUUCAGAGAGUCAGAAAUGAGAGAUAGAAGUGGAGAAAGACGAAAGAUGGACAUACCGAUAAUUGGAGAUAAAAGUGAUGAAGUAAAAGGAAAGAUAGAGAAGAGUCAGUCGUUGGUAGCGAAUCGGGCCAGGACGGCCGAACCGCCGUUAGAAUUACCCCUUCCGUCGAAUAUUUCUCCGUUCAACUUAUCCUCUGAACUUUAUUCGAUCGUCUCUGGUUUUAUGCGUAGGCGUCUACAAGAGUUUCGGGGUUCUUACGUGACGUGUAAUUUAGGUACUGAUUAUCACUAUCUAACAGGUGUGGCACAAUCAGCAAACACUCUCCACACCGGAUGUCACCUCUCCGUGCGCGUCCAGGCCAGGGGCUUCGGUGAAGGAGUCAUCAAAGCACCUUGA